Molecule: messenger RNA, 1095 nt
Organism: Schizosaccharomyces osmophilus
Lineage: Eukaryota; Fungi; Ascomycota; Schizosaccharomycetes; Schizosaccharomycetales; Schizosaccharomycetaceae
Exons: 2
Coding region: 1-1095 (364 amino acids)
Source: RefSeq, a predicted model, not a curated record
AUGAAUAUGAUGGACUUGGAGACAUCGUCUACAAAUACUUACACAAUAUUCAUAAUGGAAUUAAGUAGAUACGAAAAGGAUAAGAUCAUUUCUUUGAAGUUUUUACAGCUAUUCUUUCGAUUGAAAAAUGUGUUUAAUAUCUUUUUCGCUAUGUCAUUUCCUAUACCAUUUCACAGUCGAAACCAAUCUAAAAUUGAACUUAUAAAAAAAAUGAAUGCAGUUUCACCUCUCCACGAAGUAAAUGAACAAUUGAACUUCUGGAUCAAGGAACUGGAAACUAAUGGGUUAGUUCACUUUGGAUGGACCAAAGCAAAGGGCAUGUUCGAGUUUUCCAUGUCUUCAAUAAACUUCUUAAUACUAUUUUCACAAAAGCCAAUAUUUCAAAAUUAUUCUAUCCGGCAGGAACUACUCAUGGAACAAUUGCUCCAUGAACUGGAGAGCUGCAAAAAAUCCUUCUUUGAAAUAAAAAAUGAAGCGAAUUCUUUCUUUUGUUUGCAACUGAUAUUUUCAAGUUUCAUGUUUAAUCAAAUUCAAUAUAUUCAGGAGACAUGCCAAAACGUUAUACCCAGUUUCCAAAUAUUUUUUUGCAACAAUAUUAAACCUGCCGAUGAAAUCACCAAAGAAUCUCGUCAAAAGUCAGUUAAACACAAACCUGAAGCUCUUAAAGACGAUUAUUUCAAAGAAGACGAACUUCCCUGUGAAAACCGACAAUUAGACGAACAAGAAAGGUCAUUACAGUCAGUUUCGGAGCCGGCUUUUGAAAGCAGUAGCAACGACUUAACGAAUGCUUCCAAUUGCGAAUCCUCAGCUUCUUCAGUUACAUGCAGUGAUUUUGCUGAGCCAUUUAAAAAUAUCCAAAAGAAAACUAUUCAGGAACAGCCUAAUGUUAUUUUCGAUCAUCAGUUGGAUAAAGAUGAUCCAUCGAGAUUUCAGCUUGGGAAAGAAUUUCUUGAAUUUGAAAGAUAUAAUAUUGAAUUACUCCAGUUUCAAGUCGCUAUCGGCAGUUUACAGACGGUUCACUACGAAUUCCAAGAUACUUUAAAAAAUAUGCAACUUUUAGAGUCAACGGAAGCUUCGAUAUGCAAAACGGUGUAG